CGCUGCAGCCUCAGCCCUGGGGCUGGCCGCCUCCCGCCCUGCACACCUGGCAGGCGAGGGUGGCCCCCGGGACGGGCAGCCUUGCCAGCAUGGACAAGUCUGGGACCGCUUUCUGCUCAGCAGGGCCUAAAGAAUGGACCUCUCCCUGGGAGCUGGGCCAGGGGCCCCUGGAGUUGCUGCCAGGUGUGGGCUGGCCUGGGGGGCUGCCAGGAACAACGGAAGAUGAGUGGGUGGGCUAGACACCCUCAGCUCCCCCAACAUGCACACACACACUCUCUAACACAUGCUUCACGUGCCUGGCGGAUGCAAGUCAUACCCAGAACAAUGGCCCUGCUGACUAGUCUCUGGGCAGUUCAGCCUCCGUGCCCGCACCCCACCCCCUGCCACCACCUCCCCUGUUUACAUUCAUAGCAUCUGGGGGCAUCACCCGUCUGGACUCUGCCGGGCUCUGCCACUCGCUGCCUGAGGUGGGUAAGUACCAUGGCCUUGGAGCUGUAACCUGAGGCUGGGAUCGACCCGAAUGGGGGGAGGAGGAGUCCCCUUGCCUAAGACCCCCCCCAGGGGCUGGGGCUCCUCUGCCUCCAUAGCGCCUGGUGCAGACACCGCAUGUAGCCCCUUCCCCAGCACACAGCCGAGCCCUGCAGUCCCUGGGCUGCCUCCGAGCCUUAGCAGGGGCCUUUCCUGCCUGGCCGCCUCCCCAAACGCCUACUCCAGCAGCCUGCAGCCUCCGCCGCUCCGCUGCCCACCACAUCCCCUGGAGCGGCUGCUCACUCGCGCUUCCCUGUGGGUCGCUGGCUGGAGGCUGGCACUGUGAGAUGAGUCCCAAAUGAAUCUCGGUCACUCAGCUAAACUCUGCAGGCAGGCGGGUGGUGGUGGAGGAGUGGGGGAAUAACCUGGGGCCAUCCCUGCCCUCAGGAUGCCCAGGGGCGGUCCAGGAGGGGCCCCCACAGACCCACCCACCCCUGAUUCAGACAUGCCAGCCUGGCCUGCUUGAUCAGGAUGGGGGUAGAGUCCUGAGCUGGCGAGGACGAGAAGGAAGAAGCUGCUGGGAGGCCUGGCGAAAAGGGAAGGAGGCAUAGCUGGGCUGCAGGGGGUGGCGUCUGGUCACUGGGUGCCUUGCAGGGCCCGUCGGUGUCCUUCUCUCUGGUCCUGGGCGCUGCUUAGUGGUCACUCCCCCACCUCCCAGGGGAAACCUCUGCUGGCGCCAUCACCCCAGCAGCAGCCGCACGGAGACAGGACCCUGGAGAGCAGAGGGGCCCCCCUCCAAGGCCCCCGGCCACCAUGCACCAGCACUACACCGUCCACUUUGCCAAGGGUGCCCUGCCCCCCCGGAUCGCCGCCGAGCGCUGCUACUUGGACCCGGAGUUGGGGCACCGAAAAGGAUGCUGUCUGCAGGGGUGCCACGACCCAGCGGCACCUGGCACCCACAGGCCCGGUCGGCCGACCCCCCAGGCAUGCCGGCAGCCGGCCUACCACGGCCGCCAGGGGGGGCGCGGCGGCUGUCGCCGGGGCCCCCAGCCCCCGACCCAGCAGCAACAGCAGCAGAGGCGGCAGCCCCAGCCCCCGCCUCCCAAGCCCCCGCAGCAGCAUCUCUGCUCUGUUCACGGGGCCCAGAAGCGGCCACCUGCAACCACUGCUGCCUCCGCGCAGCCGGCCAGCGCCCCCCAGCCGCCCCCCACCUCACUCACCGUGGCCACCGGCGGCCCAGCCCUGCCCUCCGCAGCCGGCACCCUCCUGGAACCCAGCAGGCCCUCGGACGCCCGGCCCCUGCCCGCCCCCGCAGCCUGCGGCUGCUUCACCUCCUACAGCUCCGACAUCUUGACAGAGGAUGACGUCUACUGCAGCUGCCUGGCCAAGACUCUCUGCCACGUGCCCGUCCCGGUGACUGUGGGUUUCUAUGCCCCCUUUGGCUGCCGCCUGCACAUGAUGCUGGACAAGAUCACGGCGCUGAUGCAGCAAGAGGCAGCCCAGCGCGAGGCCGAGGAGCUGGAGCGCGUGCAGUGGCGGCCGCGGCCCGUGCGGGGCUGGGCCUUCCCGAAGCUGCUGUGGUACCUGGUGUUCCUGCAGCCCAUCAUCACCGAGGUGCACCUGCGGCGCAAGAACGUCAAGUUCCUCUUCAUCCGCUUCAGCGCCUGGCAGUACGCCGGCACCGACAAGCUGUGGGCCGGCCUGGUGACCACGCUGUGCGAGGGCAUCCGCCACCAGUACGGCGCGCUGCCCUUCAGCGUGUACUCGGUGCUGGGCACGAAGGCGGCCACGACGCUGGGCUUCCACCAGCGCGAGUGGCAGUGCCGGCACCGCGUAUGCCUGGCGCUGCUGGCGCUGCUGGCCGUGCUCAGCCUGGGCGUGGGGCUGCUCUACCUGUCGGUGGGCGCCCGCUCGCUGAGCCACCGCGCCACCAACAGCAGCCUGCUCCGGGUGUUCGGCGGCGCGGCCACCACGCUGUCGGGCUCCGGGCUGCUCAUGGCCGUGUACUCGGUGGGCAAGCACCUGUUCGUGAGCCAGCGCAAGAAGAUCGAGCGGCUGGUGUCGCGCGAGAAGUUCGGCAGCCAGCUGGGCUUCAUGUGCGAGGUGAAGAAGGAGGUGGAGCUGCUCACCGACUUCCUGUGCUUCCUGGAGAUCUACCAGCGACGCCGGCUGCGCGUCGUGCUCGAGGUCACCGGGCUGGACACGUGCUACCCGGAGCGCGUGGUGGGCGUGCUCAACGCCAUCAACACGCUGCUGUCCGACAGCCACGCGCCCUUCAUCUUCAUCCUGGUGGUGGACCCCAGCAUCCUGGCCGCGUGCCUCGAGAGCGCCGGCUCCAUGAAGGGCACGGCCGACAACGGCUACCUCUUCCUCAACCGCACCGUCACGCUGCCCUUCUCGGUGCCCAUCAUGGGCCGCCGCACCAAGCUGCAGUUCCUCCACGACGCCGUGCAGAGCCGCGACGACCUGCUCUAUCGCGAGAUGACGCGCAAGCUGUGGCCGCCGGGCGGGGCCGGGGCCGGGGCCGGGGGCGGCGAGGGCGCGCAGCUCCUGGAGGUGCAGACGCAGGCGGGGGGCGAGCGCGCGCAGAGCCACAUCGACGCCGAGGCGGCGCGCCGCAUCCGCGAAGCGCUCUUUUGCCUGCACGACGAGCGCGACUGCCUCUACGAGUACGUGCCCGACAACGUGGUGUCCAUGCGGCGCAUCGUCAACACCGUGCCCAUCACCGUGCGCCUGCUGCAGCAGCAGCAGGGGGACUUCGGGGGCCCCUCGCCGCGCCAGGCCGUGGCUUGGGUCGUGCUCGCCAACCAGUGGCCGUGCCGCCUCAGCUGGGCCCUGCAGUGCUUGGAGGACCGGCAGCAGGCCGGGGGCGCUCCCGAGGCCCGAGCGCGCCUGUGGGACGUGUUCUGCGACCACAGCCGGGAGCUGCACACCAUGACCAAGCCGCUGAAGAACGUGCUCGACCUGGACGGCGACCCCGAGCUUUUUGAACGCUUCCUGGGCGCCGACUUCCCCUUCACCGUGGCCGAGGCGCAGAGCCUGCUGCGCUGCACGGUCAACCUGGACCACUCCAUCCGCCGCCGCAUGAGCCUCAUCCGGGCAGUCAGCACUCUCAAGCCGCCCAGCCCGCCCAAGUCCCCCGCCCGCGACACCCCCCACACCCCCAACGGAGCCAACCACGCCCCCGGGGCAGCCCGGGCAGGCCACCCUGCAGGGCACGCCCCUGUGCAUGCCAGCGAAGCCCACCAUCCCCGGGACUGGGCUCAGGGGGGCAAGCCCAGACCCAUGGCUUGAGCGCCUUUCACUCAGGGGCAGGCCAGCCCAGGUGGGCCUUGAAUGUAAGACUUAUGGGCACAACACUUGCAUCUGCCCAGAUGAGUGUGUAGGGGGCCUGAGUGGGCUCAAGACCCAGGGGCCAGUGUCCGGAAUGGGGCCUGUGGUGCCUAUAUUUCCCAGAUGAAUCUAUGAGCCAGGGAGAGCCGAAGGCGGUGGCCACCAGGAAUGGGACAGCAUGUCAGUGUCUGAGAGCCGGGGCCAAAGGACCCAUGAGGAAAUCGGGGUUCAAGUGCAAUAAAUGAAAAUGUGA
Molecule: messenger RNA, 4054 nt
Organism: Cervus elaphus (red deer)
Lineage: Eukaryota; Metazoa; Chordata; Mammalia; Artiodactyla; Cervidae
Gene: NKPD1
Product: NTPase KAP family P-loop domain containing 1
Exons: 5
Coding region: 1282-3762 (826 amino acids)
Source: RefSeq, a predicted model, not a curated record